AUAUAAACGCUUUUUUUGUGGAAGUGCUAAAGCGUUUGCUUGUAUACUGAAAAUGAACUCCGGCACCGAACUUCCUGCGCUGUCUUCAGAUUCCGACUCCGACUCCGGCACCGUCUCCACCCAAUCCCACCGCCACUCCGAUCUCUCAUCCACCAUCUUCAAAUCCUACCUUGAUCUUGCCGGCGGAGGCAAUCACCAUCAGCACGAUCUCCUCAAGAUCCAAUCUUUCCUCACCUCCUCCCGUUCUGGCGCCCUCUCUUGCCUCAUCUGCCUGGAGCGCAUCAGGCCGGUUGACCCCACCUGGUCCUGCACCUCCCGUUGCUUCGCCGUCUUUCAUCUCCUCUGCAUUCAGUCAUGGGGCGUCCAGGCCUCCAAUCUCGCCGCCGCCCGUGCAGCAUCACGCGCCGCGACAACCAACGACAAUUCCCUCCUCUGGCACUGUCCCAAAUGCCGAGUCGAAUACCCCAAACACCAAAUCCCCAAGACCUACCACUGCUUCUGCGGGAAAAUCGAAAACCCGCCCCACGACCCAUGGGUUUUACCACAUUCCUGCGGUGAAAUCUGCGGCAGGCCAUUGAAACACAAUUGUGGGCACCAUUGUUUAUUACUCUGCCAUCCAGGUCCCUGCCCCUCCUGCCCUAAAUUAGUAAAAGCCGAGUGCUUCUGCGGGUCUACUGAGGAUAUGAAACGAUGUGGUUUCAAGAAUUUUUCCUGUAACUCCUCUUGCAAAAAGCUAUUGACUUGUAAGACUCAUAGGUGUACUGAAAUCUGCCAUGAUGGGGACUGCCCACCAUGUGGCUCAAAAGGCCUUUAUAACUGCCUAUGUGGGAAGCUGAAGAUGGAAAGGCAAUGUCAUGAGAGUAUUUUCAGGUGUGACAAUCCAUGUGAUGUGUUGUUGGGAUGUGGUAGGCAUAAGUGUCAGAGAGGUUGCCAUGAGGGUGAAUGCGGAAAGUGCCCACUUCAGGGGAAGAGGACGUGCCCGUGUGGGAAGAAAGAGUACAACGGGAUAUCGUGUGAUGUUCUUCCGCCUGUAUGUGGGGAAACUUGUGAAAAAAUGCUGAGCUGCCAAUAUCAUAGGUGCCCCGAGAGGUGUCACCGGGGACCAUGCAUUGAGACUUGUCGAAGUGUUGUAACAAAGUGGUGCAGGUGUGGGAGCUUUAAGAAACAGGUUCCUUGUUACCAAGAUUUAACCUGUGAGAGGAAGUGCUUGAAACUUCGGGAUUGCGAACGACAUGCCUGCAAGCGUCGCUGCUGUGAUGGAGAGUGCCUGCCUUGUUCUGAGGUAUGUGAUAGGAGGCUUCGGUGUAGAAACCAUAAGUGCCCUGCUCCAUGUCACAGAGGUGCUUGUGCUCCUUGCCCAGUGAUGGUGACAAUCUCAUGCUUGUGUGGUGAGACAUACUUUGAGGUUCCUUGUGGUACUGAAUCUGAACAGAAACCACCUAAAUGCCCUAAAUUAUGCCGUAUGACUCUUCUAUGCAGGCAUGCAUCAAUUUCUAAGCCACACAAAUGCCACUAUGGUGCUUGUCCCACAUGUCGUUUAGUUUGCAAUGAAGAAUACCCUUGCGGUCACAAGUGCAAAUUGAGGUGCCAUGGCCCAAGGCCUCCCCCUCUUCCUGAAUUUACAUUGAAACCAAAGAAAAAGAAGUCAACUCUGCAAAAUGAAUCGACCCCUGGAACGCCAUGCCCUGCUUGCCCAGAACUUGUAUGGAGGUCUUGUGUGGGUGAGCACAUUGGAGCAGAAAGGAUGAUGGUGUGCUCAAACGUGGCUGAAUUUUCAUGUGACAAUCUAUGUGGAAAUCUUCUCAAUUGUGGCAACCACUAUUGUACUAAAGUGUGUCAUGCCGUGAAGUUGAUUCCAUCUUCUUCUGCAUCUGAAGGCCAAUCUAGAGGCGAUUCAUGUGAAAAAUGUACGCUUCGCUGCCAAAAGGAGAGAGAGCCUGCAUGUCCCCAUCCUUGCCCCUUGCCAUGUCACCUUGGAGAGUGCUCUCCUUGCAAAGUAUUGAUAAAGAGGUCAUGCCAUUGCGGUGCAAUGGUUCACGUAUUUGAGUGCAUCUACUACAACACCCUCUCUCCAAAAGAUCAAUUGUCUGUUCGGUCAUGUAGAGGACCCUGUCACAGAAAGUUACCAUAUUGUACACAUCUUUGCCCUGAGAUAUGUCAUCCUGGUGACUGUCCAAUACCUGAACAGUGCUCGAAAAAGGUUGUCAUUCGUUGUAAAUGCCAAACCUUGAAAAAGGAGAUGCUAUGUAAAGACGUACAAGCAAUAUAUCGGCGUAGUGGGUAUGAUGAUCCCAAAGAUGUGUCUAAAAGCCGCCAAUAUGGAGUUGGUCUACUUCCUUGUAAUCUCACUACCGAUUGCAAGUCCAAAGUUAGGGGUGCCGCCGAGUCGGAGUUACACCUUCGAAAACCCAAACUUGAAGAGGAAGAGGAGCCAGAUACCAAAACCAAUGCAAAAAAGCGUAGAAGACGACGAGACCAUGUGCAGGAAGACAUGAAAAUCUCAAGACUGCAGCGAUUAAUAACUGCUACCUGGAGGCUGCUUCUAUUUGUCAUUGUGAUCAUAACUCUGAUAAUAUCAUCGUUUUAUGGCUACAAAGGCUUGGUGUGGUUAUCAGAUCGAAUGAACGAAGCUGAAAUGCAGCGAAGAAGCAGAUAUCCUUCUCGUAUUUAGCCAAAGAAGUAGCCACCCAAACAUCUCAUCCUAAAUUUGUAUGGGAGCUUAAACAUCUCAUCCUAAAUUUGUAUAGAAUUAAGAAAAAAGCUAACAAUACAAAUAAGACUACAAAGUUUAAAGUUAAAUCUUUUAUUCAGUUGACCAUUUUGAAUGUAACUCACAUCUUGAUACUGAGAGCUUGCAAAUCGUAUUAUGAUAUUAUGGUUGGUUUCUUGGUCCAAGUAUUUGGCUAAAGCAAUGAUAAAAAAACUUAAGGGCAUCAGUCUCACUGUUUUUGUAGACCCAUGAAUUUAAUUCUCUAUUUAUAUAUGAUGAGUUGACAAUGAAAUGUAUUGAGAUGCCC
This is a messenger RNA of Cuscuta epithymum, 3017 nucleotides long. NCBI's taxonomy places the organism in Eukaryota, Viridiplantae, Streptophyta, Magnoliopsida, Solanales, Convolvulaceae. The record is from the annotation of a GenBank genome assembly.